AUGUUCUGCAUCUUCAAAGUCACUUUCCUGUCGGAGUUCAGGCGUUUCUCCGUCUCAAACGUCCACCUCGACAACUUAAAGCAAGAUAUUGCCAAACUCUCCUUCGAGGCCAUUCACGCCAAGAUCUGCGAUAUGUUCAAGCAGACAAACAUGACCAUCUCUUACGAGGAUUCGAAGGGUCUCCGCAAGACCAUCAGAAACAACGCCGACGUCUUCGAGGCCAUCCUCAACUUCCACAAGCUGGCUGACUCCGACGCCACGAGCAUGGUUGUCCGUCUGGAUGCUGAGCUGACAAAAGCAGCUGACAAGAAGGACAUCACAAAGGCUUUGAACGAUAUCAGCCUCAAUGCAUCCAACGUCCACGGCACCGUCCAUACCAACGUCUACUGCGAUAUCUGCCUGAACACUGUCCGCGGCAUCCGCUGGAAGUGCCAGGACUGCGAUAACUUCGAUCUGUGCCAGGGCUGCCACGGCCUUGCUGGUCUUCGCCACCCACACCACACUUUCAAGCCCAUCGAGAAGCAGGAGGAGGACGCUGACAACUCUUCCUCCCGUCCUACCAACAACCGCAGCCGCGCAAACAUCCUCCACCUCGCCUCCUGCGACGUCUGCUUGAACCCCAUUGUCGGUGUCCGUCACAAGUGCUUCCAGUGCCCUGACUACGACCUUUGCCAGAGCUGCUUGCCCCUGGCUCACGCGCACCACAAGGGACACACCUUCAUCCCCAUUUCGUACCCUGGACAAGUCGAUGUCAAGAUCGACCAGACCCCCCAGUAUGGUGUCGUAUGUGACGGAUGCAACAGCGACAUUUACGGCGUUCGCUACAAGUGCGGAAACUGCGCCGAUUACGACCUUUGUGGAAACUGCGAGGCCCUUCCUCAACCCAUCCACGACCCCACUCAUAUCUUUUUGAAGAUUCGCAAGCCCAUUGCUCCCCGCCUGGCUUCUGUAACCCCUGUCCUGCCCAACAUGUAUCUCAAGGGAUGGGGUAAGGCCAUGAACACUCAAACUGCUCCCGCUGAGAAGAAAUGCGCCUCGUCCGUGGACCAAGUGUGUCCCGCCAUCUCGGUCUGCAAGCCUUCCCCCAUUGUUGUCUCUCCUACCGCCACUCCUGCUUCAGGGACUUUGCCACUACUUCCCAAGGAGACAUUGAACGGCAUCUUUGUCAAGGAUAUCACCCUUAAGGAUGGCUCGGCAAUGCAGUCGAACGCAACCUUUAUGAAAGUCUGGGAGAUGUCCAACUCUGGCCCUGAGGUCUGGCCCGAAGGAACUGUUUUGCAGUUUGUGGGAGGCGACAGAAUGUUUACAGAGGAGGAGGAGGACGUGAAGAACCCCGAAAUUAAGGUCUCCCAGGCUGGUGUUGGAGAGUACGUCUGCAUCUCUGCAACCCUCAAAGCCCCGUCCAUCCCUGGUCGCUAUAUCUCGUACUGGCGCCUGGUCUCUCCUUCCGGCGAGCGCUUUGGUCACCGUGUCUGGUGCGAUAUUUUGGUGCAAGACGGAUCUGCUCCUGCUGCGAAGUCGGAAAAGACCGUGACCCCUGUCGUUGUCCCCGAGCCCGUCAAGAAGAUCGAAGUCAACAAAGAGGUGGAAAUGAAGGAGGUCGAGAAGCCCAAGGCCAUGGUUGUGGAGGAGGAGCAAGACGACGAUGACUUUGUCGUUGUUGACAACGAGGAGGAGGACUUGUAA
Molecule: messenger RNA, 1686 nt
Organism: Linnemannia hyalina
Lineage: Eukaryota; Fungi; Mortierellomycota; Mortierellomycetes; Mortierellales; Mortierellaceae
Source: the annotation of a GenBank genome assembly